Mycena citricolor is the source of this 314-nucleotide messenger RNA. Lineage: Eukaryota; Fungi; Basidiomycota; Agaricomycetes; Agaricales; Mycenaceae. The record is from the annotation of a GenBank genome assembly.
CCUUGCGCACCACCGUCGCUCUCAAGCCCAGUCAUCACUAUCAAUGGCAUCCCGGGAGAUCAUCAGUCUUCAGGUCGGACAGGCAGGUCGUCGCACCAGGCACACAGCGAGCGUGGAUUGACGCGCCGACGUGUUUGCAGGCGGGGAACCAGGUCGGGGAGGUCUUCUGGCAGGACGUGCUGGCCGAGCACGGGCUGGACCAGGCGGGGGUACGUCGCCUCCCACGCACCGCGCGCGCCGCGUGGCGAGUGUGCCGCUGUGCAUGCCACCGUCCCUCACGUGUGAUGGCAGAUCUACCACGGACGCGAUCCCGU